This is a messenger RNA of Rotaria sp. Silwood1, 2634 nucleotides long. NCBI's taxonomy places the organism in Eukaryota, Metazoa, Rotifera, Eurotatoria, Philodinida, Philodinidae. The record is from the annotation of a GenBank genome assembly.
AUGCUUGCUCUGAAUCGUAGUUAUUUGAUUCAUCUUGGUCAACAUAAUCUUCUUAAAACUCUUAAAAUUUCUAUGAUUCGUUGUAUGCAUCGACGUCUUGAAUCAUCGAUUAUACAUAAUAUAGCUACAUUAGCUUUCAAACUUUUAUUAAACAGUGAUUUCAAUCGUACUCAUCUUAUUUUGUUUUCUCAAACAAUUCUUAUCAUACCAACUUUUAUAACAAUGUGUCAUGAAAGUUCGCAUAAAUUGUUUCAAAUGAUUUGUCAAAAAGAUUUAUUUAAUCAUCUUAUUUGUAUAUAUAGUAUUAAAGAAGCAUUUGUUAGUUUAAGUGAAAAUAUUGAUAUUAUCGAACUUUGUUAUAUGCUUGGAAAUAUUGUUGCACUUGCUAGUAUUGAUCUUAAUCAAUUAGAAGCAAUGAAACAACCAUUUAUUCAUUGUCUUUUUAAUAUAUUAGAUGUUUGUCGACAACGACAAACUAGUAAUGAACAAAGUGGAAAACAAACAAAAAUGACUAGUGUUUGGCAUCCAAUUAUUGGUCAUGUUCGAGGAAAAACAAGUGGAAUGACUGUAUCUAACCAAGAAAUUGUUCAACGUGUUAUUAUUCAAUAUAAAUUUCUUUGGUCGAAAUCAUUUGUUAAUAUGUUAUUUGAAUCAAUACCAACAACAUCAUCAGGAAAUCAAUCAUUGUCAACAGCAAAAAAAGAAACGAAUAUAAUUCGAGCUAAAUUUGAAAAAUUAUUUCAUUCAAAAACUACAACAGAUAAAUUAACAACUGAUGAAUUAACACAAUCUAUUUGUCGUAUAACAACAUUUUAUCAAAAGUUAAUUCAAAUAUUAACAGAAUUAAGACUACAAAUUCUUUGUGCUCUUUCAUUACAAGAUAGUUUAAUAAGUAGUUUAUGGCAAUUUUUAAAUAAUAUUGGUUCGACAUGUGGUUUAAAAGAAUUAUUGAAAAUUUAUGAAACGAACAAAGAAAAUUAUCAUCCAAUAUUUGAUUUACUUCAAUUAUUUUGUAAUCUCUGUUCAUAUCUUGCUACAGUUUUAGAUGAAGAAGAAAUGUAUAGAGAACAGAAAUAUUUAACUCUUGAUAGUUGGUCUCAAUUUUGUUUAUUUCUUAAUCAAUUUGUUUAUCGUUUAAUACGUAUUGAAUUUGAACGAACAAUAACAACAUCACCAAAAUUAAAAUUAGAAAAUAAUCAAUUAUAUAAAACACUUCAUCAACUUCUUAUUUUACUUCAUGAACGAAAUUCAAGAAAAUCAUUUACACCUGAUUCACAUUGGCUUAUUCGUGAAGUGAAAUCAUCAUCAUCAUUUAUGGCUGAUCUUGAACGUGAUGAUUCAUGUGCUCUAUAUCUUCUUGAACAAAUUCCUCAUAUUCUUACAUUCAAAGAUCGUGUUAAAAUUCUUCAAAUGUUUAUUGAACAUGAUAAAGAAAAAGAAUGUACUGAAGUCUCACCAUUACGACAUCAUUCAAGAAAUUAUUAUGAAAUUCAUCGAACGAAUCUAUUUGGUGAUGCCUUUCGAGCAUUACAAAAUGCAUCAUCAACAAUAUGGAAAAAUACAAUUCGUAUAAGUUUUAUUAAUCAACAAGGUCUUGCUGAAGCUGGGAUUGAUCAGAAUGGAAUAUUUAAAGAAUUUAUUCAAGAAGUAACACGACAAGCAUUUGAUCCAGCAUUUAAUCUUUUUAAAGUAACAGAAAAUCGAACAUUAUAUCCAUCACCAAUAUCUGAUCGAACAGAAAAUUAUUUAUAUUUGUUUAAUUUUAUUGGUAAAAUAUUAGGAAAAGCUGUUUAUGAACAAAUUGUUCUGGAUAUUGAAUUAGCACCAUUCUUUUUACGUCAUUUCAUAUCUCGAAAAAAUCUUAAUUAUUCAUGUUUUGAUGAUUUAAUGUUUCUUGAUAGAGAUCUUUAUAAUAACCUUAAUUUUAUUAAACAUUAUGAUGGUGAUGUAUCAUCAUUAACUUUAACAUAUUCGAUUGAUGAAGAUGUACUUGGUGAAAUGGUAACAUAUGAUAUUAUUCCGUGUGGAAGACAUAUUAAUGUAACCAAUGAUGAUAAAAUUGUUUAUAUUCAUCGAAUGUCUGUUUAUCGAACAUAUACACGUAUUAAGAAUCAAAUAAAAAUGUUUAGUGAAGGGUUUAAAACAUUAAUGAAACCAGAAUGGAUUAAUAUGUUUUCUGUUCCAGAAUUACAACAAUUAAUAUCGGGUGAAUCAUCUGAUAUUGAUCUGGAAGAUCUGAAAUCAAAUAUUGUUUAUCAAGGUGGUUAUCAUCGAACACAUCCCGUUAUCAAAUGGCUUUGGCAAACACUCGAACAAGAUUUUUCUAGAGAAGAACGAGCACUUUUUCUUCGAUUUGUAACAAGUUCAAGUCGUGCACCACUUCUUGGAUUUCGUUCAUUGAAUCCACCAUUUACAAUUCGUUGUUUAGAAAGUUCAGAACAUGAAGAAGAAGGUGAUUCAUUAGGAAGAAUAUUACGUAAUAUGGUGACUAUUAAUCGAACAUCAUCGGAAAGACUUCCAUCAAGUUCAACAUGUUUUAAUUUAUUAAAAUUACCCAAUUAUAAAACACGACGAAUACUUUUGGAUAAACUACGAUAUGCUAUUAAAGCAAAUGCCGGUUUUGAACUGUCUUAA